CAUGGCUAAUACGGCUGCGAGAUUUUCCUCGACGAUGAAAAAGAAGUUCUCUGUCCCGAGCUAUAUACGUCGUCUACAAGUAGGAAGGUCCACGGGAAGCACCGCUUUGCUCUUAUAUUUGUUUAUUCAUUGCCGUACUAGCCUACUAGGCCACUGAGGCCAGGCGACCGCUGUCCAUGGUGUCUCAAUUUGACCGCCAAUUCCGCGCGCCUGAGAAUGGGCAACAACAUCAUGUUCACCGCAACGACAAAAUUUGCUUUCUUAUUUUGCACAUCCGACAAGUCGUCCUCGAACGGAAAGACCUUGACAUUCAGCACAAGGAAGCAGCAAUGGUGUUGGAAGAGAGCAGACUACCGGAGGCAGCACCCAGCGAGACUCCCUCCCAGGCCGUCGAGGAUGAAAGCUCCGCGGUCACUGGCUCAGCAUCGACAGACGACGCGGUGGACGCGGAAGCCGAAAAACACGAUCAAGUCGAUGUCGUAGCAGACGAUGGUGACUUUGACAAUGACGACGAGGAAUGGGACACGAAUGCAGACGUGCCCUACGUGGCGUUGAGUUCAGGCAGUCUUUCGGAUGACGAGGAGCUCGACCCUGCAAGUGCAGAACUCGAUCGCGAAGAGGAGGCUGAGAGGUGUCCGGCUCCGUUGACGAUAACCGUGUCGAAGGAAGCGAUGAUGAGUGAAAAUGACGUUGCGACCAUUUCUUCCGUGAUGGCAUCCUUCAGUUUUCCAGCGUCUGCUAUUCCAGCAUGGGCAAAAGAUGUCCCGGAGGAAACCUGGAUGCCGAAAGUUCUCUACGGCGCCGAUCCAGCAUCCCGGUGAUGUCGCCUUCGCCGCGAUCCAUACUGCCGAUAAACACAUACACACUCGGACUAGGAACGCCGAGCUUUCUAUCCGAAGAGCUGAAGCAGCUCGUUGACCGAGAGCUUCUGGUUCUUCUUGCCCUUCGUGUUACCUAGCGCCGACUCGAUCAUCGUUCGCUUCAAAGG
Molecule: messenger RNA, 988 nt
Organism: Fimicolochytrium jonesii
Lineage: Eukaryota; Fungi; Chytridiomycota; Chytridiomycetes; Spizellomycetales; Powellomycetaceae
Exons: 2
Coding region: 177-821 (214 amino acids)
Source: RefSeq, a predicted model, not a curated record